Molecule: messenger RNA, 2034 nt
Organism: Trichoplax adhaerens
Lineage: Eukaryota; Metazoa; Placozoa; Uniplacotomia; Trichoplacea; Trichoplacidae
Exons: 6
Coding region: 1-2034 (677 amino acids)
Biological process (GO): peptidyl-glutamic acid carboxylation
Molecular function (GO): vitamin binding; gamma-glutamyl carboxylase activity
Source: RefSeq, a predicted model, not a curated record
AUGGUUAGUAAAAGCGAAAAUAGUUAUCAAAAGAUUGAUGACACUCUGUUAACACAAAUCAUGGCUCUCUUUCACCAGCCAGUCGAUCCAUCUUCUCUUGCUAUUACUCGUAUCUUUUACGGAUUGUUAAUGAUGUUUGAUAUCACGUUAGAGCGUGGAAUGGCGAUUAUCAAUGUAAAAUGGGGCAAUCCAGAUUCUUGUAUAUUCCCACUAUUCGAUUUUAUAAAACCGUUAUCAUCAGAUUGGAUGCAUAUGUUAUACUUAUCGAUGAUAAUAGCUUCAUUUUGCAUUUGUAUUGGUCUCAAAUAUCAUUUUAUGACGACCUGGUUAGCCAUUUGCUAUUGGUACAUUAUCUUAUUAGACAAGACCGCAUGGAAUAAUCAUACCUACCUAUUGGGCCUAUUUGCCCUGUUUUUUUCGGUAACAGACGCGAAUCGAUGGUGGUCUGUUGACGGACUAUUGGAUAGAAGUAAAUGCAAUACAGCUAUUCCUCUUUGGCAAUUGCUUCUAUUUCGAUUUCAAAUUUUUAUGGUCUAUUUCUACGCGGGCAUCAAAAAAUUUCAUCCAGAUUGGAUUUCUGGCCAUUCAAUGAGAUCGUUAGCAACGCAUUGGAUCUUUUCUCCCUUUCGUACUUUAUUGACCAUAGAACAAAUCAACUUACAUAUUGUCCAUCAUUGUGGUUUAGCAUUCGAUUUAUUUGAAGGAUUUCUACUUUAUUUUAAUACAACAAGGCCAGUUGGUCUUAUCUUAGGCUGUUAUUUUCAUUUCACUAAUGCUUGGAUUUUCCAAAUCGGAAUAUUUCCAUACAUUAUGCUAGCUACUCUACCUAUAUUUUGCAAUCCUGACUGGCCCAAACAUUUUGUACGCAAAUUACGCGGACACCGGCAAAAUUAUUUAGUAUUAAAUCGUUAUUUAUUUCUAUCAUACCGCUUCAACAAUAGUCUAAAUCUUGGCGAUACGACGAUAAAUGAUGGACUUGAAAAUCAGCUCAUCAAGAAUUAUGACUUUACGAUGCCUUACUGUUCAAGCAGAAGAAAAAGUUCAUUAAGUAAACGAAAUUACAUCACAUUCCUCUUUUUCAGUCUCUAUGCGGUGUUACAACUUUGCCUGCCAUUUUCUCAUCAAAUAACAAAGGGUUACAUCGCUUGGGAUGGACAUGGUUUAUACGGUUAUUCUUGGGAUAUGAUGAUUCGUACAUGGAUCACUCCAUAUACUAAAAUAACUGUAGUAGAUAAUGCUACUCAACAAUAUUAUGAUUUAAAGCCGAAUACCUUUAUUCACAAUAUACCUACGAUCAACUUUCGAUGGGAUUCUCACCCAGACAUGAUGAAGCAGUAUGCCAUGUGUAUUGCCCGACAUGCCAAGAAAUUUGGCGUCAAGAAACCUGCAGUUUAUUUUGAUAUAUGGAAAUCGCUAAACUAUCGAUUCCAACAACGGUUAGUCAAUUCAAAUAUUGAUUUGGUAUCAGCUGAGUGGUCACCAUGGAAAGCGACAUCGUGGAUCAUGCCUCAUUUAAAUAAUUUAACAUGGUGGACAUCCGAAGAAAUCGAUAUGAAAAUGAAUUUAUUGGAUAAAACUUAUAAUUCGUCGAUAAAUUAUAUUGCUGAUUUUCCAGGAUUCAAUAUAAAUAAGUUUAUACCUGUAGACUAUCGCGCUAAUGUGACGGUAUUACAUGGACAAAUUCAAAUUCAAUUACAUAAUUAUAAAACUAUAUUAAUGAAAAAUCAAAGUUGCCUAUUACCUAGUAACUCAACGCAUCAAAUUACCGUUAUUUCUAAUCAACCAGCAGUCUAUUAUUACCAAUAUGAAGACAUUUCUUUUCAAAAUAAGACCACUGUACACAAAGAGCAUAAAUUAAUAUUGAAGAAAAUACUAAACGAUAGCCAGCGAUCGCGUAUGCUGAUUGAAAAUUCUCUAUUUCAUGCAGUCCAUCAUUAUUUCUAUCUUAAGAAACGCGUCUAUAACCGAAUAAUUAUUAAGACCGUUGCUGCACUAGAUAAUAUAUUGCAUGAAAUUCAAUCAUUCUUAAGCUAA